Astrephomene gubernaculifera is the source of this 4060-nucleotide messenger RNA. NCBI's taxonomy places the organism in Eukaryota, Viridiplantae, Chlorophyta, Chlorophyceae, Chlamydomonadales, Astrephomenaceae. The record is from the annotation of a GenBank genome assembly.
AAGAUACUUCUGCAGGUGACCCAACUUAGCAUUUUGAACUUCUGGGCGAUCUCUUUCCUGUUUUGUGUCCGCCGGCGUCGUUGCUCAGCGGGAUGUUGGUGACGUCUUUUUUAAUAAAGGGCAGCUUGUAGGGCGCACACAUGGUUCUGGACUCACAACACCUUUUUCAGCCGCAAUCAUCAAGCGGCCAGUCGGUCUUUAGGCGGCUAACGUUUGUUCCGGCCACCAAGCCUGAUGCGCAUUCCGCACCCACCGGCGUUGACCUGACACCCUUAAACGAGACACCUCAGAUGCCCGCGCUUCCGGCCGGUAAGGCCGGCCCAGGGCCGUCAUCGCUGGCCGCAGCUGCGGCUGCAGGCCCUAAACGCCAGCGGGAGCUUUUUAGAGAAGCAGAUGUUGUGCUUCAGUGGACUACUGUCCGCAACCGGGGAGCUGGAUUCCACAACCUCGGCAACACAUGCUUCAUGAACAGCGUCCUACAGGCCCUGGUGCACACGCCUCCCCUUGCGGAGCUUUUCCUCAGCCAAAAGGGAGAACGGCUAUUAGCGGAGGUAGCAGCCGGCGGUGGCGGUGGCGGUGGCAGCAACGACCCAGUGGGCCUGACGCUCCAGCUGGUUCGCCGCUGCUUCACCACGAUGGUCCUGUCACCCAAGGGCCACGCGCAGAGCCUGAGGCUCAUCAACAAACGGUUCCGUUUGGGCCGCCAAGAGGACAGUCACGAGUUCCUGCGCUGCCUGCUGGACGCCAUGCAUGAAGCCUGCCUGCGCCGCUUCAAACCCAAGCCGCCGCCCGAGCUCGCCAACACCACCUUUGUGUACCGCAUCUUCGGCGGCAGGCUGCGUAGCCAGAUCGAAUGCGAGGGUGUCGACUACGUAAGCCGCACGUACGACCCCUUCCUGGACCUGAGCCUGGAGAUCAUCCGCGCGCCCACCCUGGAGCGCGCGCUGGGCUCCUUCACGGCGCCCGAGGUGCUUGACGGCGCCAACAAGUACCGCUGCCCCAAGAACAACAAGCUGGUUCGCGCCGUGAAGCGCAUCAGCGUGGAGGAGGCGCCCAACGUGCUGACGGUGCACCUGAAGCGCUUCGAGUACGGCGGUUUCGGAGCCAAGAUCAACCGCAAGGUGGACUUCCCCACGCAGCUGGACCUGCGGCCGUACAUGAGCAACGCCAAGGGCUCCAAGCAGUUGUACGACUUGUACGGAGUGCUCGUACACCACGGCCACACCGUCAACAGCGGGCACUACAUCUGCUACGUGAAGGCGGCCAACGGGCUGUGGCACGUGUGCGACGACCACCGUGUGACCGCCGUGGGUGAGCGCACGGUGCUAGAGCAGCGAGCCUACAUCCUUUUCUACAUCCGCCGGCACCCCCGCGACCCCGCCGUCGCCGCGGCGCAGCAGGCGGUGCAGAGCCUCAUGCGCGCCUCGGUCUCCGAAGGCGCCCUGCCCAAGCCUGCCAUUUCGGCGGACGCUGGCGGCGGCAGGCUGGCGCAGGAGGCGGCGGCGGACGGAUCAGCGACGCCGGUAACCGCGCCGGCUGGGCUGGCUCGGGCGGCUCGGGCGGUGCAGGAGGAGGCGUCGGUACAGCGGCCGGCUAAGCGCGCUAAGAAGGCAGCGCAGGCGGAGGAGGUGACGCCAGCGGCGCCCAAGCUACCGGCGGUGCCGGUGGCGGCGGCUCCGGCGGCGAACGGUGGGCUUGCGGUGAAGGGGGCCGCUGCUAAGCAGCAGGCGGCUGCUCACCCGAUCCACGCGGCCCCUGGGUCGUUCCUAGCGAAAAUGAUUGACAACCUGCAGGACCUCAAGCGCGGAAAGCCGGGUGCUAAGCUCGACAAGGAGGGUCUGCUGCCGCGGGUACCCAAGCUCAAAGCCAAGGUCACACAACAACUGGCCCAGCAGCAGCACCCGGAGGUGCAGGAGAAGCAGCAGCAGCAGCAGCCAGAGGCGGGAAGCCAGGCGGCGCAGCAACAAGCGGAUGUUGGUGGGGACGUGGCGGGGAGCACGCCGGCGCCGUGCGGGCAGCGGCACGCCGGAAUGGCGAGCGCGAAUGGGGACGCGGAGGAGACUGGGACUGGGACGGCUGCAGCAGCUAGCGUGGGCGACGGGUUAGCAACCGCCGCGGAGCAUUCGUUGCUACUAUCCAAUGGCAAGGAGCACAGAUCCGCGUCAGCCCUGAAGCGUCUGCACACCUCACCAGCGUUGAUGCGGGGCCACAGCAGCGUUUGGUACGCAGCCGCGGGCCGUCUGCGCCACAAUGCUGUCGCUAAGUCCUCGACCGCCAACCCCGGCAAGAACAUUGCGGAUGCGGGCACUCCUGGGACUUCACGCGUCGCGCUGACGCCGCACACGGAAGGCAAGAAGGAGGCCGGGCUUCCACCGUUGGCGCCUGCCAACGGCUACGUGGAGACAAGCGCAUCCGGGCGAACGAAAGACACUCGGCCUGAGGCGGCAGCGGGGCUCAAACGGGCCAAGCGGCUGGGUGCGAUGGCAUCAGAGCAUAUCCAGGCUGCUGCUGCUGUUGCUGGAAGUAGCCAGGGAAAGGAGGAGGGCAAGGAGGUCGCGCCGCGGCAAGCCGGCGUCAAGCGGCCGCGGAAGGAGCAGUCGGAAGCUACCGAGGUCGGUAACGGUCAUGAAGCUGGGGACAGCGGCGCGGCAGGCGCUGCUUCUGCUGCUGCCGGAAAGGCAGGCGAGCGGCAUGAGGACGGCCCAGCCAACGGCAAGGCCAAGGACGCUGAGGAGCUCCAGCAGCAGCUUACGAAGAAGCAGCUGAAGAAGCUUCGGCGGCACCAGCAGCAGGCGGAAGACUCCGCGGCCGCCACCCCCAUGGACGUUGCUGAUACACCGGCAUCCGUGCAGCCAUCUUCCAAACCGCAGAAGGAAGCAGUUCCUUCCGCCAAGCCGCAAAAACUUGCAGCAGCCACACCGACCGUCCGCCCACAGGCUCAGCCCUCGGAAAGUCCGAUGGUCAUUACGGGGGCAGACGCCAUUGCAUGGCUGACUGGCGGCGCGCCUGGAGCAGCUGGCAUGGGCCGAGACCGCAAGAAGCCUGGGCUCGGAGGCAGCGGCCAUGCAGACGACGGCGCCGCUUGGGACGAGGAGGCGGGUGGCAACUCAGAGCUCCGGCGACAAGCGGCGCAGAUAAACCGGGAGCUUGCGGGCACCAAGCGCCGUACACCUGCCGGCGGGCGCGAUUACGACGAGUGGGACGAGGAGUACGACAAGGGCCGUACGAAGAAGAUCCGCAGCAAGGAUGGCGAGGAUGGUGAUGAAGACGAUGGCGAGGGUCGUCGGGGUUCGCUGCUGCGCGGUCCUGGGAACAUGUUCCAGAAGGCUGCUAGCGAGGGCUGGCGCAGCGACCAGAAGAGCGGACCCGGGGGGCCGCAGCGGGGUCGCAGCCCCGGUGGCCGGGGCCGCAGCCCGGGCGGCCGGGGCCGAAGCCCGGGUGGGCGUGGUCGUGGAGGCUUUGGGGGGCGCGGUCGUGGAGGUUUUGGGGGGCGAGGUGGCGGGGGUGGUCGUGGGCGUGGUGGAGGACGAGGGGGAGGGGGCCGUGGGCGUGGAGGAGGGCGAGGCGGCGGCGGCCGUGGACGGGGACGUAGAUGAGUAGUUCUUGGGGCCAGGGGUCUUGUGAUGAGCGUAGUCGCCAGGAUACAGAACUGUACAUGAACAGGAAUUAGGCAUAUAGGUGGUGAGCUGUACCACUGCAUAUAGCACAGGCAGAGGUAAAAGGGGGAAAUGCAGAUAGAACAGCUUAUGUACUGUCUCGUCGGUCGUUGUGGUCGUAUUUGCCGCACGGUACUGUGCGCAAAGAUCAUGAGGAUGUUCAACUUCUUUGAAUUGCAUUUGCAUUUGUGGUCUGCUUCUUUGAACUGAGAGGACACGGAAAAUUUGCAAGGCGUAUACAUUGUCCGACUCUUUACUGCGUUAGUGGCCCGGAUCAUGCUAGCAGGAUGGUUUGGAGGUCUCCCCUGGAACUUGGUUGUGUUUUUGCAUACUGCAGCCUACGUGUGACUAUGGCAUCCAUCAUGUCCUGCCGUUAGGAGCUUAUAAUAGGAACUGUAAGGUGG